UCGAGGAAAGCGGAAAAGAAUGUUCGAUUUGACGGGCAAGCAUGUCUGCUAUGUGGCGGACUGUGGAGGAAUCGCACUCGAGACCAGCAAGGUUCUCAUGACCAAGAACAUAGCGAAACUUGCUAUAUUACAAAGUGUCGAGAACCCCCAAGCUAUCGCCCAACUCCAGUCGAUUAAACCCAGCACCCAAAUAUUCUUUUGGACCUACGAUGUAACCAUAGCCCGGGAGGAAAUGAAGCAAUAUUUCGACGAAGUCAUGGUUCAAAUGGACUACAUCGACGUGCUCAUAUACGGGGCCACCUUGUGCGAUGAAAACAAUAUUGCUGCCACCAUCAACACGAAUUUGACCGGAAUGAUGAACACUGUGGCCACCGUCCUGCCCUAUAUGGACCGGAAAAUGGGUGGAUCGGGGGGGCUGAUUGUGAAUGUUACCUCUGUCAUUGGGUUGGACCCGUCGCCAGUGUUUUGCGCCUACAGUGCCUCGAAAUUCGGAGUGAUUGGCUUCACCAGAAGUUUGGCGGACCCGCUCUACUAUUCCCAGAACGGAGUGGCAGUUAUGGCGGUUUGCUGUGGACCCACAACGGUUUUUGUGGACAGGGAGUUGAAGGCGUUUCUGGAGUACGGCCAGUCCUUUGCCGACCGCCUGCGCCACGCCCCCUGCCAGUCGACUGCCGUCUGUGGCCAGAACAUCGUCAAUGCCAUACAGCGGGGGGAGAACGGACAGAUUUGGAUUGCCGAUAAGGGCGGCCUCGAGCUGGUCAAGUUGCAUUGGUACUGGCACAUGGCCGAUCAGUUCCUGCACUACAUGCAGAGCAAAGACGACGACGACCAGAAUUAAGUAUCCGCCUAAUAAACCAAGCUGUCACAAAAAGUA
This is a messenger RNA of Drosophila ananassae, 874 nucleotides long. RefSeq names its product alcohol dehydrogenase-related 31 kDa protein. The transcript has 3 exons. The record is from RefSeq and is a predicted model, not a curated record. NCBI's taxonomy places the organism in Eukaryota, Metazoa, Arthropoda, Insecta, Diptera, Drosophilidae. Gene Ontology annotation, molecular function: oxidoreductase activity, acting on the CH-OH group of donors, NAD or NADP as acceptor. Gene Ontology annotation, cellular component: cytoplasm. Bases 20 to 838 code for a protein of 272 amino acids.